GGUUGAGAGGAGUAUGACAGGUCUUUGUUGUCUGAAUAAAAAUCAGUGGCAGCUCAAGGGAGAGAACUCCUCCUACUAAAUUAUCAAAAAUGGGCUGGCUUUAGUCUCUUAACAAAUUGGACAGAGCUCCGGAAAGCAGCAGUCCCAAAUCCAACCUACAGGCACUGGGAACUUUAAAGCAACCAGGGACUGCUGAAAAUAGCACUUCUUUUUGCUUUCUUUGUAUUCAAAACUAUAGCCUUUCCCGAGCGCUUCUACUGCCCCAGGUCCAAGUCUCUCCAGACAGGAGCCCCGGCUCUCCAGAACAGUAACAGAUCCUUUAGCUCGCUUUUGUUAUUUUAUUUUUUUAAUUAAUUAUUAUCACAUUUUCUCCCCCUUGUUUGUUUUCUGCACAUCUUCAGGAAGCCCUCGGUGCUUGUGCAAAGAGAAUCUCCUAUUGCAACCUCCCUCCCUGCGCUGUGCGCCUCGGUGUAAACCUUUUGGAUGAUCUAAAGACUCUGGGGUCUGUAUAUGGAAAUAGUGGGGUGCAGAGCAGAAGAAAAUACUUGUCCUUUCCGUCCCCCAGCCAUGCUUUUCCACGGGAUCUCCGGAGGCCAUAUCCAAGGAAUCAUGGAGGAGAUGGAGAGGCGAUCCAAGACCGAGUCCCGCCUGGCCAAAGGGGGACAGAUGAACGGCCGAGAAACGAACAUGCCCCCCCUGAGCCCCGAGAAGCCCGCUCUGUGCGCUGGCUGCGGAGGGAAGAUCUCCGACAGAUAUUACCUGCUGGCUGUGGACAAACAGUGGCACCUCAGGUGUCUUAAGUGCUGUGAAUGUAAACUGGCUUUGGAGUCAGAGCUCACCUGCUUUGCCAAGGACGGCAGUAUUUACUGCAAGGAGGAUUACUACAGAAGGUUCUCCGUGCAGAGAUGUGCCCGCUGCCACCUUGGGAUCUCGGCCUCUGAAAUGGUCAUGAGAGCCAGGGAGUCGGUGUAUCACCUGAGCUGCUUCACCUGCACCACCUGCAACAAGACUCUGACCACGGGCGAUCACUUUGGCAUGAAGGACAACCUGGUUUACUGCAGGGCCCACUUCGAGUCCCUUUUGCAAGGAGAAUACCCCCCUCAGCUGAGCUACACCGAGCUGGCGGCCAAGAGCGGAGGGCUGGCGCUGCCUUACUUCAACGGCACCGGCACGGUCCAGAAGGGGAGGCCCAGGAAAAGAAAGAGCCCUGCCCUAGGAGUGGACAUCGUCAACUACAACUCAGGUUGUAACGAGAAUGAGGCAGAUCACCUGGACAGAGACCAGCAGCCUUAUCCCCCAUCCCAGAAGACAAAGCGCAUGCGCACCUCCUUCAAACACCACCAGCUUCGUACCAUGAAGUCCUACUUUGCUAUCAACCACAACCCAGAUGCCAAGGACCUCAAGCAGCUUGCCCAGAAAACAGGCCUGACCAAGAGAGUUCUGCAGGGAGAACAAAUCAUGGGGCAUUACAGCCAAACAUCCCGACGUUUGAAAAUUCCCUAAAGUAUUAAAAGAAGGGGAAAAGUUUGAUCGGAAAUCCACUGCAGUGAAGACAAAGACAAUAUUAGGUUAUGAUAAUCAUACAUUUAAAAAUCUAUUGAGCCAAAAAAUAAAAAUAAAAGACUUGAUGUCAUUUCCUGAAUGUUAACAAAACAUAUGUUAUUUUAUGGUGUCUAAUUAACAGAACUGAAGGCUUCAACAAAUUGUGUGGUAUUAAAAACAAACUUAGAGAAACUAUGUAUAAAACCAGAGCAACCUGGCAGCAAUCUACCCAGCCCAUAUUUGAAGAAAACUUUUCUUUCAAAAUAUCACAUUUGUCAAGCACAAGUACCUGUAAAAUAAAAUCUGAGUGCAUUCAUUCCACUUGCUUGCUAAUGUGUACUAGUCAUAUCUGUUAAAUGGCUUUUUGUAAAUUCAAAGAGAACUUUUCACUCAUUCAAAAUCAUAGGAAUCAAAACCCAGUAACCUUAGUACUAUUGUUUCUGAAUUCUUUUUUUUUUUUUUAAACGAGACAAAUCUGCAUGCACUUUUCCAUCUGUCACAUAUAGUGUACAUUUCUGUAUGAUGAAUUUCUCUUUGAUGUUUCUUGUAUAAUAGCUUUCAUUAAUAAACAUUUUAUUUGAUGCAAACAUAGUUAACUUUAUGUAAACACAUAGCUAAUUGUUCCAACUAAUUUAAACUUUUAUUUUGAAAAGAAGCAGUACAGUGCAGUUCCAAUGUGUUAUAUAUAUAAAAUCAAAAAGAAUGAGGUAGCAAUACUGUUGCACAGCAUAAAAUUAUUUCAUUUGGUGUUUACUUUUUAGUUUUUUAACUUGUUGUACAAAACUGACAUGUUUUUUUAAAAAUUCCCAUCAGUAUCAACAAUAAAAUAAUCCCCAAAUUCUUCAUCAAUAUAAGAUAACAUAAGCAGGAUGUAAAAUUCUCAAUGACUUUUAGAAUACAUGGAUAUAAUUUGUGGUUCCCUGAGCUGUUUACAUGGUCACUAUGCAAUGAGCAAGUACUUAACAAAUAGAUGCUCCUAAGACUCCCAGUCCAAAUCACAGAUGAUUUUUACAAGCUGACAAGCAAGUGUAAAAAUAACCAAUUAUUAGUAAUGAGGUUUUGUAACUGUUAAGCAACUAUUUGCAGAAAGAUUUUUUAAAAUAUAUUCCUAUUUAGCUGUAUAGCCAAAGCAUAUGUUAAACAAAUUAACAUAUAAAAGACUUGCCAGAAAAUCUUUCA
Molecule: messenger RNA, 2721 nt
Organism: Cygnus olor (mute swan)
Lineage: Eukaryota; Metazoa; Chordata; Aves; Anseriformes; Anatidae
Gene: LHX9
Product: LIM homeobox 9
Exons: 5
Coding region: 511-1503 (330 amino acids)
Biological process (GO): neuron differentiation; regulation of transcription by RNA polymerase II
Cellular component (GO): nucleus
Molecular function (GO): RNA polymerase II transcription regulatory region sequence-specific DNA binding; DNA-binding transcription factor activity, RNA polymerase II-specific
Source: RefSeq, a predicted model, not a curated record